UGAAGGACAACCUGUUAUGUGUAUAAAAGACAGUUAAAUUGAUAAUGUUCACAGAACUGAAGAGCUUGUUGAACUAUUUAGUGAAGUGAAAUACAUUGGAAAGUAAUUUUUACAUUGUAAAACAAUAUGGCAUCCAAUUUUAUUUCAGAAAAUGUUGAUCAUGAAAUACAUUUUACUAUCGAAAAUGGAAUUUUAAAAGGCAAAGAGUUUUCAUACAUAGUAGAAGGAAAAAAUAACUUCGGCGAAAAUUUAUUAGAAAAAAUGAAGAAAAAUCAAAAGUCUGUUGGUCAGGUUGAUGCAAUCACUGGAAAGAUCGAUACAUUUGGAGAGAUGGUAGACAAAACCAUUAAGUGUGCACUUUGGCUUCAGAGUCAAAACGUUAAACAAGGCGAUGUCAUUGCCAUUUGUACUCACAAUCACAUGAAUCAAGUAGUUCCAGCACUUGCUGCGAUGUGCAUUGGUGCUAUUUUCAAUCCCUGGUGGGAUCAUGGAUUAACUCGAGAUAUUACAAAACAUUUUAUUAAUCUAACACAACCAAAAAUACUAUUUGUAAAUGAAGAGUGCUCAAAGAUAGCUAUCGAUGUCACUAAAGAACUCAAAUCGAAUCUAAAAAUCGUCGUUUUCGGAAAUUUUGAAGGUUUGGAAUCAUUUGAAACGAUAAUUUUGAAGCAAAUACCUGCUCAAGUACAAAAUUUUUGCUGUGCCAAAUUAUCGAGUGUAGACCACCCUGCACUAAUUCUUUACACUUCGGGAACCACUGGACUACCUAAAGGCGCUCUCCAUUCUCACAAGGCAUUAUUUGGAAAUGUCCAAUUGACAGAGCAUAUUAAUAACAAUUGCGAUACUGCAAUGUGGUACUCAACUCUUUGUUGGAUAACAGGAAUACUUUGUUCAUUUUCCUCAAUCUCACGUGGUAUGAAACGAGUAAUUCCUGGACCUUUUAUAGAAGAGGACGCAUGUAAAGUUAUUGAAAAAUUCAAGGUAAAUUGGUUAUUGAUGGGAACUAGCAUGGCUAAUAGACUACUGAAAUCUGGAUCCAUUACUAAACAUAACGUUACUUCUGUGCUGUCACUUCUUAUCGGUGGAGCACCAUUGAAAGAAGAAACACAAGCAGAACUUCGUAAAGCUUUUCCUAAUGCAUUGGUAUUACAGGCUUAUGGUACGACAGAGUUGUGUGGAAUAGCAACUAGGCAGGGAAAAAAUUACAAAAUAAAUUCUGUUGGAAAUGUGGUCGGAAAUCUACGAAUAAAAAUAAUAAACCCCGAAACUGGAAAAAUUUUAGGCCCAAAUGAAAAAGGUGAAGCUUGUAUCAAAUCACCUAUGAUGAUGACUAAAUAUUAUAAUAAUCCAGAAGGAACAAAAAAAGCUAUUGACGCUGAAGGAUGGCUCCAUACAGGUGAUCUGACGUAUUACGAUGAAGACGGUGCACUUUUUAUAAUUGAACGUUUAAAUGAACUAAUUAAGUGGAGAGGACAUCACGUACCACCUGCUAUGAUCGAAAAAUUAAUUCAAACCCUUCCGGGAGUAGCUGAAGUUGCGAUUGUGGGGGUCCCUAGUUUAGAAGAUGAUGAGCAACCUUUUGCUUUUGUUGUGAAAGCGCCAGGUUAUCAUAUCACUGAAGAAGAAAUUCAUCAUAUAGUUGAAAAAAAUUUACCUGAUCAAAUGAAACUCAGAGCAGGUAUCAAGUUUAUGGACACAAUACCACAUACGGCUUCUGGCAAAAUCAGUAGAAACGAACUAAAAACGAUUGCAAAAUCUCUCGCAAAAAACUAGAUCAAGUUGACAUAAAGGUAGAUUUGCGGAAAUUAGUGUGUAAUUAGUAUAUUUUACUCUAUUGUAUAUUUUAGAUACGAUAUUAUUCUAUAGCAAUAGUGAGCAGUUUCACUCACUAUCGUCAAAUAAAUAAA
This is a messenger RNA of Microplitis mediator, 1907 nucleotides long. RefSeq names its product luciferin 4-monooxygenase-like. The transcript has 8 exons. NCBI's taxonomy places the organism in Eukaryota, Metazoa, Arthropoda, Insecta, Hymenoptera, Braconidae. The coding region runs from base 127 to 1773 and encodes 548 amino acids. Gene Ontology annotation, biological process: fatty-acyl-CoA biosynthetic process; long-chain fatty acid metabolic process. The record is from RefSeq and is a predicted model, not a curated record. Gene Ontology annotation, molecular function: long-chain fatty acid-CoA ligase activity.